This is a messenger RNA of Rhinocladiella mackenziei CBS 650.93, 900 nucleotides long. RefSeq lists its product as uncharacterized. NCBI's taxonomy places the organism in Eukaryota, Fungi, Ascomycota, Eurotiomycetes, Chaetothyriales, Herpotrichiellaceae. The record is from RefSeq and is a predicted model, not a curated record. Bases 1 to 900 code for a protein of 299 amino acids. The transcript has 3 exons.
AUGACUACUUCAAUGGUAGCUGCCUGGUCUUGCAGAGCUCCCAAGGUUCUUUUAUGCCUUAUUUUCGCAUGCUAUGUGCAAGCUACGGCGACCGCGUCGAAUUUCACCAUUGUAAAUGGUCAAAUAUACACACCAGGCUUAGGCAUUAUCGACGCGCCGCAGCCAUUUACCCCGGAAGGAGGUGACUUCCUCCAUGUCGCAAUCGACAUUUCAGGCGACGGCCGGAUCCCUCAGCCUCCCUACCCUUCGGACGUCGACACCGGCAUCUUGAACAUCACCAUGUUCCUCUUCAGCUACUCGACUGGCCUCAACCUGACGAUCUCGAACGGCACCAGCGAUGGAUGGCUCAACGACACUUCUGCUGAAGCGCCGGAAUUCCAUUGCAACUCCACGACCACUCAGGGUUUCCAGAAUGCCGGCUGCGAAGAGGUCAUGGCGCAAGAGAGCGGCAGCACAGUCAAGCAUGUCAAUUGGGCAUGGCCCGACUGUUUGGUAGGAGAUGGAGAUGCAGACAAAGAUACGGAGAAUGGUACAAAUUCAACAGCCCGGGGCUCAUAUAACGUCUCCAUCCACCAGUCCUUCCGAAUCAACGGAACCGGAUAUUACACCAUCUUCAAUCUCCCUAUCGAAGUUACCAACUCGAUCCCCAACGACACACAGCUCUCCGCGAGUAAAACUCGCCCGUUAUGUGCGCUUCGCAACAACCCGCUGCAGAAUCAAACGAGCCAGGACGCUAGCGCAUCUACACCGUCCUCUCAACCAUAUCUCGGUGGCAACGUGAGCAUUGGCGGCGAAAAUCAAAAUGAAUCGGGCGCCGGAAGUCGAUCCGUUGAUUGCGCGAUGACAACCGCGGCUCCAAUGCUUCUUAUGGUGGCCCUUGUUUCCAUGGUACUGAUGUGA